AAUCAGAGGUAACAGCACUCCCUUGUGGGUUGCAAUGUUCAAUCUGGUAGUGUUCAUCGCAAAACGCGACUUCAAAAUCUGCUGAACAAAUGCGCUGGUAUCCGCCGAUCCCAGACCAGAUGAGCCAUUGAGUUCCUCUUGUGUUUGCGCUGAUUCUCGCGAAGAUUCGCUUGUCGAGAGCUUAUUUGAGAUCAGUAAUGACAGGAGGCCUGACCCUGUGACGCUGCUCUGAUGUUUGGAGUCAAUACAGGAAGAGGUUCGUUGACAGCGAGGCCGGACUGAGCUAAGAUGGCUUGCAGUGAUACGGAGAAGUCCAGCUUUGGUGAUGGUGCCUGCUAUGAUAGCGAAUACUCCAGUUGUGCGGCGGCGAUGGAGAAAGAGAGUGAAUCGUGUCUCAGCCCGACAGAAAACCCCUCCACCAUCAGUGUUUCUUCUAGUAUCCUACCAGACCUGCAAGGAUAUGAUGUGGAGUUUGAUCCUCCUCUAGAGAGCAAAUAUGAAUGUCCUAUCUGUUUGAUGGGUCUCAGAUCAGCAGUGCAGACACCAUGUGGACAUCGAUUCUGCAACUCGUGCAUCAAGAAGUCCAUCAGGGAUACAGGGCAGAAAUGUCCAGUUGACAAUGAGUUGCUGCUGGAGGAUCAGCUCUUUCUUGAUAACUUUGCCAAUCGAGAGAUCCUGUCACUCACUGUCCGGUGCCCUAAUAUUGGGUGCACUGAUAAAAUGGAGUUACGGCAUUUGGAGAAACACUUGUGUAAGUUUGCCAGAGUGCCAUGCCCUCAGUGUCAGGAGUCUGUUCGUAAGAGCCAUCUGGAUGAACACAAGAGCCAGCAGUGCUUACAGCGAUUCAUGACCUGCCCUAACUGUGCAGGGAGCUUUGUAUAUGCUGACAAACAGAUUCAUGAGCAGAUGUGUCCUUUCGCCAAUACAGUGUGUGACUAUUGUGAAAUGGUGCUUAUUCGGGAUCAGUUGGCGUUGCACUGUGACACAGAUUGUCUCAAAGCUCCUGUAGCCUGCACUUUUAGCACUUUUGGUUGUCGUGAAAAGAUGCCGAGAAAUGAACUGGCACAGCACAUGCAGGAAUUUACACAGAUGCAUAUGCGUUACAUGGCUGAGUUUCUGCGCAGCCAGACUCUGAAUAGCUGUCUUACAUCAUCAGUUGCCGGCCACUCCUCGUCAGAUGAACGUGGCGCCUCGUCCAAGGCAGUAGAACCUUGCCGGUGCAACCAGGAGCUGAUGAACCUGCAGGAGACCGUCUUGGAGCUGGAAGGCCGGCUGGUGCGUCAAGACCAACAGAUCCGUGAACUGUGUAUUCACAAUGACACGCAGAAAACCCAGCUCACAGACCUACGUCGUAAGCUGAGCUCACUGGAGGAGGCCACCCGAGAGCUGGAAGCCCAGCAGUACCAAGGUGUUUACGUGUGGCGGUUGGAGACCUUUUCAGCCCACCUGCGCAACCAGGAGGCCGGUCAACCUGUAGUCCUCCACAGCCCACCUUUCUACACGGGCCGGCCAGGGUACAAACUCUGCCUUCGGCUACACCUGCAAACCCCCAGUGCCCCCCGCUGCUCCAACUACAUCUCACUUUUUGUGCAUACUAUGCAGGGUGAGUUUGACAGCCAGCUCUCCUGGCCCUUCCAGGGCACGAUCCGGCUGGCAGUGUUGGACCAGGUCGAGGGGCAGCACCACUUGGAAGUGAUGGAGACCAAGCCGGACCUGCAGGCCUUCCAAAGGCCCACCGUGCAGCGCAACCCCAAGGGUUUCGGCUACGUCACUUUCCUGCAUCUACAGGCGUUGAAGCAGCGUGGGUUUGUGAAAGAAGACGUGCUGUUAGUGCGCUGUGAGGUUACGCCACGCUUCGACGCCAGCCUCAGGAGAGAGGGAGUGCAACCUCGGGGCCCAGAACCCUCACUUUGAUUUCCUGCACUGUCCUCCUGCAUUUUUUUUUAAGUUCUCAUACACACACACACACACACACACACACACACACUGCUGAAACAUGAGGAAAAUAUGACAGAACCAGGACUUUCUUAGACCCUUUAUGGUACACCAGGCUCAGUAAUGAUGUUCUUACAUAUCUGUUUGAUACAGAUAUGUUUCUCAAAAGCAUUUCAGUGCAGUGAAAUCAAUGGACAACCACCUGUAUGAUUGGCAAAAUAAACCAAGCUCAUAGGUGUAAGAACAUGAAUGGUGCUGCUUUUGCUAAGUGUUACCUUUCAUUUCAUAGUACUACAUUUAAUUGCAAAUUUCACCUGACCCAGAAACUUAACAGAAGGUCCUGUUAUUUGUUUGAGACAAAUAAAACUUUUUGCUCUAUUGUUUUAGCUGGAAUACAUAAUUUUUAGUCAUGCAUUUGACAAAGUCAGACAAUUUUAAGCAUCAUGAGUAAAGAGCAUCACAGUUUACUGCAAUUUUACUAAAUCCUGUGCAUCGUGUUCUUUGAACAAUGUUAAAAUGCAUUAGUCUUAAAGGAAUGGUUCACCCAAAAAUUUUAAUUCUCUUAUAAUUUACUCACCCUCAUGCCAUCCAAGAUGUGUAUGAUGUUAUUUCAUCUGAUUAACUCAAAUUUUUAGAAGAAUAUUUCAGCUCUGUAG
Messenger RNA from Myxocyprinus asiaticus (Chinese sucker), 2591 nucleotides. It is a transcript of the gene traf6, whose product is annotated as TNF receptor-associated factor 6. The record is from RefSeq and is a predicted model, not a curated record. The coding region runs from base 289 to 1914 and encodes 541 amino acids. NCBI's taxonomy places the organism in Eukaryota, Metazoa, Chordata, Actinopteri, Cypriniformes, Catostomidae. Gene Ontology annotation, cellular component: plasma membrane signaling receptor complex. Gene Ontology annotation, molecular function: ubiquitin protein ligase activity; tumor necrosis factor receptor binding; zinc ion binding. The transcript has 7 exons. Gene Ontology annotation, biological process: protein K63-linked ubiquitination; tumor necrosis factor-mediated signaling pathway; regulation of apoptotic process.